UCUAGCGGAGCGAGUGCAGUAGUACAAUUCUCUUUCUUGUACUGCGACCGUCUUGUCCACCGCCGCCCCGGCCCGUUGGAAGCCAGGUCCAAAACCGGCGGCGCGCUCCCUGUUUCCCCCUAGGCCACGCCGUUCUCCUCCGUUUUUGCCGCCGGUUUCGGGUCCGAUCGAUCGCGUAUAUAGAGUGGCCUCUCUCUUCUCUCCGCGGAGAUCGAGCAGUAAACAAAUUGCAGAGGAAGCAAAAAACAGAGAAGAGAAAGAAAAGCGAGCAAGGAGCGUAGGGCGAGAUGGCGAGCAGGAAGGCGCCGUCGCUGGUGGUGGCGGCAAGCCUGGGCGCCGUGGAGGCGCUCAAGGACCAGGCGGGCCUCUGCCGCUGGGGCUACGCCCUCCGCUCGCUCCACCGCCGCGCCGUGAUCUCCGUCUCGCUCUCCGAGACCGCGCCCCCCGCCGGUGCCUCCUCCCGGCCAACGACGUCUUCCUCGGCGGCGGAAGUGAGGCUGCACAAGGCCCACCACCUCGUCUGCUGGGGGCCCAACUGAAUGCCCGAUUGGCCCACACAGCGAGAAGCACAUGAUGUUUGUUCGUGCAGAUCGAUGACGCGGCACAAGAAUAUUAACCGGACGCAACGCAGCGCAGCAAGCGAUACAUGUAAGUUUUGGCGAUCGAUGGAUCUUUGUACUGGUAGAUUACAAACCUGAUUAUGAGUGUCUCGGCCUCCUUCUCUGUGUCUGUUGGAAGGAACACAAAUGAAUCGGGCCAGAGAAUGCAAGGGCGUCACUGUGUGCAGCGCCGGUGAACCGAACCGGACCGGCCGCCGGUCGCCUGGCCCCUGUUCAUCAACGCUGCACUCAAUGAUGCCUUUGCGCCUCUUCUAAUUCCUCUUCGCAUCAGUCCCUUCUGGCCAUCGCUUGCUUUGA
Brachypodium distachyon (stiff brome) is the source of this 917-nucleotide messenger RNA. RefSeq lists its product as uncharacterized. The transcript has a single exon. The record is from RefSeq and is a predicted model, not a curated record. The coding region runs from base 288 to 539 and encodes 83 amino acids. NCBI's taxonomy places the organism in Eukaryota, Viridiplantae, Streptophyta, Magnoliopsida, Poales, Poaceae.